AUGGUCGCAGAAGGAUCUGGCGACCAUGGACUUAGAUGCAUUGCGACCGACACUCCGACUUGCUUCACGCCUCUUAUAGUGCAAUACAUCGAUCUACUAUCUCUCUGCGAUCCUCGAUCAAGCGAACUACGGUACGAUCGACCCAAAGUAUUUAAGACCGGAAAGCAAUCCCAAUUGGUUUCGUGUGCCGGACAGUUUGAGUUCUAUGAAGGAACUAGCCACCCGUGCCGCCCUAGACGACUUGGUUCUCAGGACCACAUGGCAACUGCUCGAGUCCAAGAUAUACCCGUUUAUCGCAGAGGUGUGUCGCCAGCCAGCUUUGCAAUCCAGUGGACACCAGGCACUGACGGCGAAUCGGCAAGACUCAGGUACAGUCUAGUAUGCGCUAUUGCGUUGGUUCAUGAGGUCAUGCAUGCAUUCUGGGAUGUCCGUGGCGAUUAUCCAGAAGAGGGCAUCCUCGCGGAAGCGCCACCAGAGCCAUUCUACAUGGACACACGCAUUGCCGAACUAGGCUUCCAAUGGCAAACUCUUGUGUUGGGCGGCGAAUUCUAUGGUAUCCUCGAGCCAUUUAUAUUCCCGUACGGCGCAAGGACAAGCCGAUGGCCUGGCCCCACGGAGCUUGCAGAGCGGAAACACACCGAACUACGCAUGAGCCUGCGCCAAUACGGCCACGUGAGGAACUGGCAGACACGGCAUGCCGUUUCGAUGGACUGGGUGCGAUCGCUCUUCACCGAUGGCUUUUGGAAAGAGAUAGAAAGGAAUGGGGAUGCAGGGCUCAAGAUCAAGAUCCAACGCAGACUAGACGCCAGACGGAAACUUGAUGAUGAGUCUCAAUGGCUGAAGGGCGAAGAGCAAGUGCCGUACGACUUCAUCGAGUCGCCGACAAGCGUUUUGAGCAAUGAAGACGAGGAAGACUGUCAGGGUCUUGGUAUCGUGGAUCGUUACGAUGUGGGCGAGAAAUGGCACAUGACCAAGAACGAUUGGAAGCGACAUGGUUCAAAGACAGACCCACCCGCAUCAUCUUUGAUCUCGGACUUUGAUCAUGACAUCGAAGAGUUGGAAUGA
Messenger RNA from Aureobasidium namibiae CBS 147.97, 1065 nucleotides. RefSeq lists its product as uncharacterized. The transcript has 2 exons. NCBI's taxonomy places the organism in Eukaryota, Fungi, Ascomycota, Dothideomycetes, Dothideales, Saccotheciaceae. The record is from RefSeq and is a predicted model, not a curated record. Bases 1 to 1065 code for a protein of 354 amino acids.